Molecule: messenger RNA, 1182 nt
Organism: Dracunculus medinensis (Guinea worm)
Lineage: Eukaryota; Metazoa; Nematoda; Chromadorea; Rhabditida; Dracunculidae
Source: the annotation of a GenBank genome assembly
AUGAAAGGAGAUGUCCCACUGGUGGCUAAAUCACCUCCUACAGAACCCGAAGCAUCACUUCCUGAACCCGGCACCAUGAAUGUUCUAGAUGAAAUUCCAAAAGAUGAACCGCUUUAUACCGAGGAAAUUCAAUUAUCAUCUUAUGAAUUCGAACAAUCCAAGCAAAAUAUUAAUGUGAAACAGUCUGUUAGGCCGCAAAGGAAGAAAUUGAAUAAAUCGAGGCGAAGAAUAUUUUACAACAGACGAAAAUCAAAAAAUAAAAAGUCAGCAGAGGAAGUGGAUGUAAAGGAAGACCUACCUCGUCUGAAACUCACUAUUGGUUUGUACGAAAUGAAUACUUGGUAUAACUCUUCAAUCCCAUCGGAAAUAGCUUCCAAUCAACAUUUAUUUGUUUGCGAAAAAUGUUUGAAUUUCAAAGCAAGCGCUGAAGCUCUUCAGCGACAUUUGCGAAAGUGUAUCGAAGUUUAUCCCCCUGGUAACGAGAUAUUUCGACAAGGUCAAUUAUCAAUAUUUGAAGUUGAUGGCGAAAUCUCAAAAAACUAUUGUCAAAAUCUUUGUACGGUUGCAAAGCUUUUUAUCGAUCAUAAAACAUUAUUAUAUGAUGUGGAGCCUUUUCUGUUUUAUGUUGCUACAUUGUCGGAUUCUUAUGGUUGUCAUAUAGAAAAAUUUUCCGCUCAAAAAAAUAAUUUGUCUUGUCUACUUACCUUUCCAUGUUAUCAUAAAAGAGGAAUUGGGCGUUUCCUCAUUGAUUUUAGUUUCUUAUUGUCUCGGAAAGAAAAACUUCUUGGUACUCCUGAAAAACCGCUAUCUGAACUAGGUCGAGUAGCAUAUCGCAGUUAUUGGCGAGCAGCUAUAUUGGAGUUUUUCCAUUCCUUUGUGGAAAGCAAAAAUCAAUCCAUAAGUAUUCAUGAUGUGGCUGAAUAUACUGGUAUAUCUUACAUCGAUGUUAUUCAGACAUUAUCUGAUAUGCAAAUGCUUGAAAUCGAAGAUGACUCAGUAUCGUUGAUUCUAAACACCAGUUUAAUGCAGUCUUAUAGGGAAAGUGUAAAAAAGGAUGAAACUAGGAUAUGGAUUGAUGAAAAUAAUUUAAAGGCGAUGGGAACCGAAGGAUUUUACGAAUCCAAAUGGAGAUAUGGACCAAUAAUGAAGCGAUCACUGUCUCAUUUCUUUUGUACAGGUUAA